Molecule: messenger RNA, 1344 nt
Organism: Komagataella phaffii GS115
Lineage: Eukaryota; Fungi; Ascomycota; Pichiomycetes; Pichiales; Pichiaceae
Exons: 1
Coding region: 1-1344 (447 amino acids)
Cellular component (GO): cytoplasm
Molecular function (GO): protein binding
Source: RefSeq, a predicted model, not a curated record
AUGAGGAAACGAUCCUCUUCCAAGAGUACGAGUAACUACCAGCCUAUCAGGAGGGAUCCACCAGAGCUUACGACAAAACUACAUGUUGUUAAGUUAGUACCUCUGAAUAAAUCCUUUGAAUUGGUCAAGGUACUAGUGGUUCCUGACUAUCCUAAAGAGCUCGAGCUAGGAAGACAGGCUGGAAGUCGAGCAGGUACAAGUUUGACCAAUGCUUAUUUUGCCUCCCGGACUCUUUCCAGAAGCCAUGCCAGCUUGUUUGUGAAAGAGGGUAAGCUAUACGUGAGGGACCUGAAGUCAUCUAAUGGAACAUUCAUCAACGAUGUCAGAUUGGAACACAAGAAAGAGUACUUGUUGAACGUAGGGGAUGAAUUGACCCUAGGUUCCACUUUAGAGAGUCAGCCACUGCAUAAAAAGAUUCAGGUCAAGGUGGAGAAAUUUCUUACCAUGAAUCUGCAAGAGUACGAAGACCUCGUACAGGGAUUAGUGAUAGAUAAUGAUGAACGGAAAGCUGAAUUGUUUAAUGAUACGUUAGAUGCGUUAUUAUUCAGUGAUGCUCUUGACUCAGAGGACAAAAUUCUUGAUGCUCUUGUAGCUGGUGACCCAAAUUUAGACUCUUUGGAGGUGGAACCUACCGUACCUACUCCUGGGGUGUCUCCAUCCCCCAACUUGAAAGGAAUAACUCGGUUAGAGGAUGUCACGAGGCGAUUGAUUAUCUCUAUCAAUAAUGAAAACAUACAGCAUCAAAAGUUGUUGGCUAUGGGCCACUUUCUUGAUGAAUAUUUGAAUCACGAAUUUUCGAAUGGAAAGUCAAGUUCAAAGGAAACUAAACAAUCUGGUGUGUCCCAGGAGGAUCAUGAUAGAUUGUUUAAAGAGAUGGAAAAACUUGCAUUGGAGAAUGAAUUACUGAAAAGCCAAAUUACUUCAAAGGACGAGGAAGAGGAUUACGAUAUAUCUUCUGAAGAGGAGAUGGAUGAUCGUAGGCGAUUGGAAAAAGAGAUAGUCGAAAGCAUCAAUAGUAUAACAAAUUCAAAACAGAACGGAAAGGUUGCCACAGCAUUGACGAAUCUUUUAGAAGACGUUAAGGGUGAAAAUGUCAAGGAUGAUGCAGUCGUUUUAGCGGCAAAUGAAUCUGCUUCUGAAAGAAUACAUGAUGAAGUUGAAGAUUCACGUCAUUCACAGCAUGAACCCUACAAAGAUUGCAGCAUUCAAACCGAUAGUUUCAACACAGUUACACCAAAGGAUACAGUUAAAAACGGUAAUCGUAACUAUUUAACAAUUCCUAUACUUAUUGCCGUGAUAAUUCUACUUCUGGCUUACAAUUUAAGAAAUAAUUCAUCUUUAUGA